AUUAAUCGUACUACUUUUCCUGGUCAGGCCAUUGUUAGCGACUGCGACUGCGACUGCGCCCAUCUGAGAUCCCAAUCACCCAAGUCGACGCGACUGUUGACUUACCUCUUCUACCUCCACCACAACUGUCGCGGCAUCGAGCGAUACGACUGCGCGGCUUUCUCGACUUCCAUCUUCUCGAGUUGAUUCUUUACGACAACGCAACCAAGACAAUCGGCCUCGCGCUACUUCACGAUACAAUGUUCUCUUCCUCGAAACCCUACACGGCUGUCACGGUCGACAUCGAACGACUGACGAGUGAAACAUACGCCGAAGACGAUCUUAGCGGUAUUCCCGAGCUUAUCGAAGCCAUCAACCUCCAGGCUUCCGGUCCGACUGAGGCAGCCCGUGCCAUUCGCAAGAAACUCAAAUAUGGAAACCUGCAUCGCCAGCUCCGAGCCCUGACAAUCCUCGAUGCUCUGAUCCAGAAUGCCGGUGCCCGCUUCCAGCGCUCCUUUGCAGAUGAACCCCUCCUUGAGCGCUUGCGCUUCUGUGGUACCGCCGAGCUUUCGGACCCCUUGGUGAAGAAGAAGUGCACCGAAAUGUUUCGAAGCUGGACUGCCUACAAGAGUACUCCUGGUAUGGAGCGCGUCGCGAACCUCUACAAGGAACUUCCCCGGCGCAAGCAGGUCGUCACCCAGGAGAGGUCCAAGGUACUUAAGGAGACCGAGAACCCUUUUGGCGAGGACGAGGAGGAGGAACGCCAAGCAUCGGCAAGCACCUCAACUGCCCAGGCCAGCUCAUCAACCGCACAACCAUCUUCCUCGUCAUCGCGUCGGCCGACGGUGUCCAGUUCCAGUGGCCAUGCUCAUUCCUCCAGUCGAUCCGCUAAGGACAAGUCGAAGAAGAGCAGCAGCAAAUCCAAGAAGCACAGGCCGUUCAACCUCGAAGCCGAGAAGGACCAGAUGACUAGGACUAUCGCCGAGGCGUCCAUUGCCUCCACGAACCUGAUGAACACCCUGCAAUCCAUUAACAGAGAGAAGGAGCGCAUUUCGGAGAACUCAACUGCAGUGGAGCGUUUCGAGAAGUGCAAAAAGCUUCGAAGAAAUAUCUUGAGAUAUAUCCAACACGUCGAAUCCGAACAGUGGCUAGGUGGCCUUCUACACGCCAACGAUGAACUCGUCCAAGCGCUCAUGACUUUUGAGCAGCUGGACCGCUCUAUUGACGCGGACAGCGACUCGGACGAUGAUCUCGCUGAGCAAGCACAUCUUUAUCGUAUGGCAACCGAAAAAGCCGCCAAAGCCAAAGAAUCCGGUGGCAGCGUACCCAGCAGUCCGCGCGCGCCGGCUGCGGGCAUGGCCGGUCUCAGCAUCACCAACACCCCCGCGAGUCCACCACCGAUGCCUCCUCGCCCUGCUCCCCCUCCACGACCGUCUGCGGCUUCGAAGCCGUCAAUGCUGAAGCCGCCUACAAGACGUGUAGAGCCAUCCGAUGACGAGGAUAGCGACGCCGACGAGGACGAGAACGAUCCGUUUGCUGACCGGAAUGCUGUCUCGACCCCUAAGGUGGAGAGUGACGAGCCUAAGUGGUCGUAGGUGGGAUGAACUGGAUAGUAUGGUGGGGAUGAAAUGAUGAUGAUACGAUGUGCAUACGUUUUGAGUUUUAACUUCUUUACUGGAUAGCGAUUUUGUCUGUCUAGGUAACAUUUCUAACGACAGCGAGGGACGAUGGUUUUGGCAUGAGGGUAGAUCGAGCAAAGAAAGCGGAACACUCCGCAGCAUGAUUCUGAGUUGUUUUACCAUGUUUAGCGGUGGAUGGA
Neurospora tetraspora is the source of this 1798-nucleotide messenger RNA. RefSeq lists its product as uncharacterized. The transcript has 5 exons. The record is from RefSeq and is a predicted model, not a curated record. Lineage: Eukaryota; Fungi; Ascomycota; Sordariomycetes; Sordariales; Sordariaceae. Gene Ontology annotation, cellular component: actin cortical patch. Gene Ontology annotation, molecular function: phosphatidylinositol binding; ubiquitin binding. The coding region runs from base 240 to 1574 and encodes 444 amino acids. Gene Ontology annotation, biological process: actin cortical patch localization; actin filament organization; endocytosis.